Messenger RNA from Symbiodinium pilosum, 1617 nucleotides. NCBI's taxonomy places the organism in Eukaryota, Dinophyceae, Suessiales, Symbiodiniaceae. The record is from the annotation of a GenBank genome assembly.
AUGUGGACUCGAGUAGCUGGCAUUGUGUGCGUUUUCGGCUUGUGUCAUGAGGACGGGUUUGCAGUCACAUUGCUCUCUGCAGAUGGGUAUACAGUUGGGUCAAGGUUGGUCCGUUGUUGGUCACCGAAGCUAUGCUCGUUCUGCCAGGUCACCCUGGACCAAUGGGACAACUCAAGCUGCUGCACUGUUCACCGGCGGCUGGCAGCAAUCCCUGCAGGCCACAUCGUGGGAGGCACGAGAGCUGAUCUUCUCGAUGCAGGGGCUGGAGCAGUUACAGCGAUGAGCUACUCCAGCCGGUGGGACUUGCUGUUCGUGGGCGGUGACAUCGGAACUCUGCAAGCCUUCAGGGGGUCAGACCUGGCAACCGUACUUGGAGGAAAUGUGGGCAGCCGUGUUACAUCAGUGACCUACGAUCAUGAUAACAGUGAGGUAAUAGCGGGCGGACUCAACGGCCGUGUCGUGUUUAUGCAGGUUUCAACUCUGCAGUCUAUCGCUGCCGUGGAUGAGAAUUCGGGAGGGAGUCAGGUGAAUUCCGUGGCCUUUGUUGCAUACUCAGAUGAUGUUUCCACCUACAGCGAAGUUGCCACCUGUAGCUUUUUCAAUUCCAACAUUCGGCUUUGGAGCAUGAGCUCCAAAACGAUCACGCGAGAGCUGGUAGGACAUAGCAACGUUGUUGUAUCGCUCAAGCCACUCGAUGGGCUUCAAAUGCUGAGCAGCGGGUCGAUCGAUGGGUUCAUGGGAAUUUGGUCAUUACCCUUAGCCAGAUUGCAAGCAGACGGGAGGAUCUGCUCAGGCAGUACGUUUGUGCCUUUGCCCACUGCUUACCUACUUGAAGAUUGCAUUGCAGCUGCCGUGCAGCAAUCAUCUCCAGGAGGAGGCAACUUUUUUGUUUAUGGGCAGGUGGGCAGCACUUCUGCCAACGAAUGUCAGAUGCUUGCAAACGUGGGUGCAUGUGAUGUAUUGAUUGCGGCACCAUACACUAUGUACCGUUUUGAGCUGCCCCUUCAGCAUCUUUUCAAGGCCCAUGAUGGUGCUAUUCGUUCGAUAGAGUCACUUCCGGAUCAAGGCGGUCUGGUGGCGAGUGCUGGAGACGACGGUGCCAUCCAUGCUUGGAGCCCAGACACGGGCCUGAAGGUGCGUGACUUUGGAUCUGGCCCAUCCGCCCUGAGCCAUGGCAUCACCUCCAUAGCUUAUUCGAAUACAAUUGGUGCCCUUGUUGCAGCCACGUUGUUUCAACUGGCCUUCUUUGACGCGUCCACUGGAGAGCUAUUGACGGUGCUGGGCCGGUCAGCGCCAUCUCCCGCGCUGGCGCUCACGAUGGAUGCGUGGAGCAUGGUCCUGUCGAGCCAAGGUACAGACAUCGAAGUUUGGCCGCAACUUACGAGAUGUCAGGACGGCUUCGCCCCAGCGUCAACAAGUCAAUGCGAUCCGUGUCCGUCUGGCCGUGCCGGUACCGGUGGAUUCUGCAAUGAGCUUUGUGGGAGCGGCAGUCAGAGUACUGGCAAAACAUGCGAGCUUUGUGGUCCAGGCCAAGCUGGCGAUGGGCAAAGUUGUUCUGAUUGUUUGCCAGGCGAGUUCCAGGACAAACGCACUCCCUUGCGUUCUGGGGUUUUGUAA